Sardina pilchardus (European sardine) is the source of this 1327-nucleotide messenger RNA. Its product is annotated as zinc finger protein OZF-like. The coding region runs from base 1 to 1260 and encodes 419 amino acids. The record is from RefSeq and is a predicted model, not a curated record. The transcript has 2 exons. NCBI's taxonomy places the organism in Eukaryota, Metazoa, Chordata, Actinopteri, Clupeiformes, Clupeidae.
AUGUCAGGACUUACAGAAUCAUCAGAACUGCUGAUGUCAGUGAAGAAGGAAAUAAAAGAGGAAGAGUUUGAUGAUUUUCUUCAAGAGUUUCUUUUUGGAGCUCCGACAGCAGACACAAAGCCUGCUCUGCCAUGCGAGCAGAAGAGUGAACUCUCCACACCAUCAACAGUCACCUGCAAAGAGGGACAGGAAGAGGAUGAGCCAACGGGAUCUGGUUUAAGAGGACAUCAUGAUGACUCUGCUCCCACAAGAAACGUUCAAAGGAUCCAGUCUGGGGAAAAUGGGAACACUGAGAAAAAAAAGGGAAAAGGGGGACGCCCUAAAUUGCCCCCGGACCAGAGGAAACAACGGCAGCCAUACCACACCAGAGAGAAACCCCAUAAAUGUCCUCAAUGCCCCAAAACCUUUCCUAUACCGUCCGCUCUUAAAACUCAUCAGCAAACCCACACGGCUGAGAAGCCCUUUGAGUGCAGCGUCUGUGGGAAGCGCUUUAAGAGAGACGCACAUGUGGAACAGCAUCAACGCACCCACACCGGAGAGAAGCCGUAUCAGUGUUCUUACUGCGGGAAGGCCUUCAGCCAGGUCCCCAAUCUCAACAGACACGAGCGCACACACACCGGCGAGAAGCCGUUCCGGUGCACCGUGUGUGAGAAGACUUUCAUCUGUAGUGGGGACCUGGGCAAACAUCGGCUCACACACAACAAAAACCAGUGCAGCGUAUGCGGGGAGAGCUUCAAGCUCAGCAGAAGUCUCGUCAUCCACGAGGUCACACACACCGGCGAGAGGCGCUUUCAGUGUUCUCAGUGCGGCGCGGGCUUCGAUCGCAUGUAUCAGCUCAAGAGGCACCAGUGGAUUCACAACGGCGAUCAUCCGUACACCUGCGCCACGUGCGGCAAGAGAUGCAGGAACAAGACCGAGCUGACCGCCCACGAGGUCAAGCACACCGGCGUGGGCAUCUUCCACUGCUCCGUUUGUGGGAGGGGCUUCAGCAGGAACAGCGACCGCAUGAUCCACGAGCGGGUGCAUACGGGGGAGCGGCCGUACCCGUGCACCACCUGUGGGAAGAGCUUCAAGUGCAGCUCCAACCUCCACACACAUCGGCUGACCCACACCGGAGAGAAGCCAUUUCAGUGUCAAUACUGUGGAAAGACGUUUUCACAGAGGGCUAAUCUCGGCACACACCUGAAAAGGCACAUAAGAGACAAGACCAAUCCACAGAGAUCACGCAUGAAGAGUUUCCCUCACCCUGAAAUGGUCUGAAUAUAGAUAACUUGGCUCCUUUUACAUUUCGACUUCUGUAAUGAAAUAUUCUCGUAGAGAAAGAUGC